GGGCGGGGGUGCCGCUGGGCGGGGAGGCGCCAUCUUGUUCCUGUGUGAGGCGGCGGGGCCGGGCCGGGCCCGCGCUGAGGGAGCGCCCGGGGCAGCGCCCGCCGCCACCGCGGGGCCCGGCAUGGACACCCACUACUACGGCGGGGAGCAGUCAGAUGAUGGAGGAGCUACUCCAGUGCAAGACGAACGAGACUCAGGAUCUGAUGUGGAAGAUGAAGGAAACGAACAACAUUCUGGAUCGGAGAAUGGAAGUGUAGGGCACCAUUCAGAGAAUGAACACAGUGAUGGAGAAGAUGAUGGGCAAGUGGGAGAGCCUCAUAUGACAGACUCUGAAAAUGAAGAUAACCCAAGGCAAAAAGAAAGUGACUCAGAUAAUGAGGAGCCCCCAAAUCACAACGUGAGUGAUUCAGAAAAUGAAGCAACUCAUGGAGAGAAAGACAGUGACUCUGAUACUGAGGACCGUCCAAACCGGCAUUUAAGUGACUCUGAAAAUGAAGAGGCCUUAAAUCAUCGAGUGAGUGACUCUGACAAUGGAGAACCUCCAAGGGAUCACAGCAGUGAUUUUGAAAAUGAGGAAUCACACAAGCAGCCAGCCAGUGACUCUGAGAGCGAGGAGCUCCAGAAGCAGCCAGCCAGCGACUCCGAGAGUGAAGAGCUCCAGAAGCAGCCAGCCAGCGACUCUGAGAGUGAAGAGCCUCAGAAGCAGCCAGCCAGCGACUCUGAGAGCGAGGAUGUGUCCAGACACAAGCAGAUAGAGUCUGAAGAUAGCGAUGGGGAGGACAGGAAGGAAAAGGUGCAGAAUGACUCUCAUCAUUCAGAUAAUGAACAUGUAAGGAAAGGAUUUCAGGGCUCUGACAGUGAAGACGAAGCUCCUAAGAGACGUAAAAUAUCAGACAGUGAUGAAGAUGAAAAAGAGGAAGAAAAGACAGUGAAGAGGAAAACAGCCAUCCUUUCUGAUAGUGAGGAUGACAGUGAGAAAACACCUGCAAAGAAGGUACGAAUCCUUUCUGAUGCUGAAGAAUCGGAUAGUGACGCUGCUUCAGAGAAAUCGGACAAAAGGAAAAAAAAUGUUGUAUCCGAUAGUGAGGAGGAGGAAGAAGAAGGAAAAGAGAAUGCUGGGAAGAAAAAAGGGAAAGAUCUGUUUGGCAGUGACAGUGAAUCUGGAAAUGAACAAGAGAACCUGAUUGCCGAUAUAUUUGGAGAAUCUGGUGAUGAGGAAGAGGAGGAAUUUACGGGUUUUAACCAGGAGGAUUUGGAGGAAGAGAAAGGUGAUGGAGACAUGAAGGAGACAGCAGAUGAAUCAGACUCUGAUGAUAACAUCAAAAGAGGGAAGCACAUGGACUUCAUGUCAGAUUUUGACAUGAUGCUGCAGAGGAAGAAGAGCAUGAGCGGCAAGCGCAGGCGGAACCGUGAUGGGGGAACUUUCAUCAGUGACGCAGAUGAUGUGGUCAGUGCCAUGAUUGUGAAGAUGAACGAAGCUGCUGAGGAGGAUCGUCAGCUGAAUACACAAAAGAAACCAGCACUAAAGAAAUUAACUUUGCUACCAACUGUAGUUAUGCAUCUUAAAAAGCAGGAUCUCAAAGAAACUUUCAUCGAUAGUGGUGUUAUGUCUGCCAUCAAAGAGUGGCUUUCUCCUCUUCCAGACCGAAGUCUGCCAGCACUAAAGAUAAGAGAGGAGCUUCUGAAGAUCCUGCAAGAGCUGCCCAGUGUGAGCCAAGAGACCCUGAAGCACAGCGGCAUUGGACGGGCUGUGAUGUACCUGUACAAACACCCCAAGGAGUCGAGACCAAACAAGGACAUGGCUGGCAAGCUGAUCAAUGAAUGGUCUCGACCCAUCUUCGGUCUUACCUCAAACUACAAAGGCAUGACCAGAGAAGAGAGGGAGCAGAGAGAUUUGGAACAGAUGCCUCAUCGAAGGAAAAUGAGCAGCUCUGGUGGUCAGACUCCCCGUAGGGAUCUGGAGAAAGUAUUAACAGGAGAAGAAAAGGCUCUCAGGCCCGGGGACCCUGGGUUCUGUGCCCGUGCGAGGGUCCCAAUGCCCUCCAACAAAGACUACGUCGUCAGGCCCAAGUGGAACGUGGAGAUGGAGUCCUCCAGGUUCCAGGGGACCUCUAAGAAAGGGGUGAGUCGACUGGACAAACAGAUGCGGAAAUUCACAGAUAUCAGGAAAAAAAGCAGAUCGGCCCAUGCAGUGAAAAUCAGCAUUGAGGGCAAUAAGAUGCCAUUGUGACCCUUCACAGAAUGCCCCAUGAGCUCUGCUGUAAGACAAUACACCCACAGACUCUUUGGAGACCUUUAAAUUUUUUAACUUGUUUGGGGUGGGUUUGGUUUUUUAGUUUGUUUUUUAAGUGAAUCCUUAAAUUGCUGGUUCAGGUUCUGGUAGAAGAUGUUGUCUGAGGACUGUGAAUAUGGGGACUCCUUUCUCCUGAUUGUAUUUAAACUGGCCCUGUUGUGUCCUUUGUACAGAUCAUGUAUUUGUUGUAUUGCAACACUUUAAAAAAUAAAACAUCUUCUGGGUUUUU
Pyrgilauda ruficollis (rufous-necked snowfinch) is the source of this 2522-nucleotide messenger RNA. RefSeq names its product interacts with SUPT6H, CTD assembly factor 1 (gene IWS1). The transcript has 14 exons. NCBI's taxonomy places the organism in Eukaryota, Metazoa, Chordata, Aves, Passeriformes, Passeridae. Gene Ontology annotation, cellular component: nucleus. Gene Ontology annotation, biological process: poly(A)+ mRNA export from nucleus. The record is from RefSeq and is a predicted model, not a curated record. The coding region runs from base 122 to 2230 and encodes 702 amino acids.